This is a messenger RNA of Emiliania huxleyi CCMP1516, 2000 nucleotides long. RefSeq lists its product as hypothetical. Lineage: Eukaryota; Haptophyta; Isochrysidales; Noelaerhabdaceae. Gene Ontology annotation, molecular function: protein binding. The coding region runs from base 1 to 1665 and encodes 554 amino acids. The transcript has a single exon. The record is from RefSeq and is a predicted model, not a curated record.
AUGGAGUCCUCGGAUGAGGAGAUCUCUGAUGAGGAGCUCAUCGACAUUGAGCCAGUAGACGACCGCUGUGCGGAGCUCAGCAGGUUGAGCGAAUUGCUCGAGGUGUCUGUGUCCGAGGCUUCCCGACUGCUGCGCAGCUGCAACGAGUCCAGCGAGCUCCUGAUGGAACGCUAUCUUGAGGACGCGUCGCUCGUCCGGCGUGAGGCGGGCCUCUCCGAGGUGGCAUCGGAGAGUCCUGCUGAGGACGUAGUACCAAUGCGGCUGCCCAAUGCACAAGGGCAGUCAAGCACCGUGGCCAUCUGCUUGGGCGACGGCGGCAGCGUACACGCUGCUCGAAGCGUUGUGCGUCAGUGCCUUACCAUGGCACAUAUGCUGGAUGAGGGUGACUCCGCAGCGGCACGGGUCGGGUUGCCUCUCCUCGAGCACUCUGACGAGCCUGCUCUGGGCCUGCUGCUGCGCUGCUGCGAGCUCAUUGACCAGUCGCAGCAGCCGCUUGUGCUGCGGCUGCGCGGUAUCGUCGAGCCGCAGGUGGACGCGCUCGACGAUGCCAAGUUCAUGCGCUUGGUAGUUGUUGCCAACUAUCUCGCCGUACCCGAUGCCGUGAUCGCUCUGCUCGUCGACGCGCUGGCCUGCCGGCUCUCGUCUUGCCUCAGUUCUGCACGGGUGCGAGAGCGCUUUGGCGGCGCGGCCGACUUGAGCGAGGUGGAGGCCCUGCACUCGCUGCAGGAGCCUCUGCUGACCGAGGAGGAGCACGCUGAGGAGGUUGGAGGUGGCACGCACCUGUCGGGCGUGAUUGGCGAGCAUGACUUGUUGCUGCGCGCGCUCUCACAGCUCCCCGAGGCAAAGCUGCGCAUGCUCAAGGGAGUCGAUCGCGGCAUGCGAGCCGCCGCGCGUGCCGUGCUGUGUAGUGCCGUGUGGCAAGCGGCCAACCUAACGAUCAGCGACGUGCACGUCGAGCUGCUCCAUCUACCGGCCGCCGCUCGGUGCGCCCGUCUGCUCCAGUACUAUCAGCCUCUUCCAGUGCCGGAGCAGCCUGCAAUGCCGCUGCUCAGAGCCACCAAGCCACUCCUGACGACCGUCGAGGGGUGUGAGCUGCUCUACUCGCUCAGCCGUGACGAGCAGGCAGACGAGCUGCUGCGCCUCCUGCUGGUGCAGCAUAGGCUGUCAGCGAACGAGCAGAGGUUCGUGAUGCUGCACGCGUGCCUCGGCGGGCGGCUGCCUCAAGUCGGAACGCUCCUGGCCGCAGCACCGCAGCUCGCCUUGGGAAGGUGCCCAGACCUCAAGCAGGUGAUGCACACGUGCAAGCGUGCCGCAGCUUUGGGCUGCCGAUUAGGGACAGAUCGCCACCUGGUGGUUGGGGACAUGUCACGCCUGAUCCCGAAUGCGACCGAUUCUCAUUCGUUUCUGCAUGUGGCAGCCACAGCAGAGGUGGCACGAUGCCUCGUCGAGGCGGGUGCAGAUGUCGAGGCGAUAGGCUGCAUAGGCCAUCGGCCGCUGCACACGGCAGCCCACUUUGGGCACACGACCACUGUGGCAUAUCUGCUGUCGAUUGGCGCUGAUCCCACCGUGCGCUCAUCGUGCCAGUUGCGUGAGACGCCACUGAACAUUGCCGAAAACAUUGGGUCCGUGGAGGUGGCACAGAUACUACGCGAUGCGCUCUCCUGAGUUGGAGUUGUUUAUGUCUGCCCACGGAUCCGCGUCGUCCGUUUUCAUAUUCAAAGCAUAUAUUCCAACUUCCGGCAGCCGCUGGAUGAAACUGGCUGAAAUCGCCCUGUGGGGGCGGCAGCGGCGACCGCCCCGGGGGCGGCAGCGGUGACCGCCCCGGGGAAUAUGUUUAGCGACUCCCACCCCCAAGGAAGUUCUGAUAGACAUGUCCAGGACUCUGUGGCUCCGAAGUAGCGUGUGCGUCGAAGCCACAAGAGGGGCGCUGGCUACGUCGGAGAAUUGGUGGGGGGUGGGGGGUUCGCGUAUUUUGUUUUCUUAAUAGUUCUGGGAGCAAA